Messenger RNA from Phycodurus eques (leafy seadragon), 2309 nucleotides. It is a transcript of the gene ube2f, whose product is annotated as ubiquitin-conjugating enzyme E2F (putative). Lineage: Eukaryota; Metazoa; Chordata; Actinopteri; Syngnathiformes; Syngnathidae. The record is from RefSeq and is a predicted model, not a curated record. The transcript is spliced from 10 exons. Bases 253 to 807 code for a protein of 184 amino acids.
CCGUGAUACCGGAGAGAAGUUCUGACAGCUCAGACUUCACUCAGUUCAUGCCCACCCCAAUUCCCCCAAAAUCACCUUUUAUCACCGUUUACAGUCGCAAGUGCCUCAAUUAAUCACCGAACGAAGUUUGGGUGAGCGGAAGGCGACCGAUUAUGGUGUAGCACGGACUGCUAGCUCCGAAAGAGAUUACAGGCGUUAGAGUCGCGGCGCAGCACGCGAGGGCGGGGCAGAGCACAGAACGCUGCAGUAGCAAUGCUUACAUUGGCCAGUAAGCUGAAGAGGAAUGACGGCGGACAGACGGGCCGAGCCGCCGGAGCCUGCGACGCCACUCACAGGGUCUCCAUCAGGGACCGUCUCCUUACCAAAGAAGUUGCUGAACUUGAAGCCAAUCUUCCUAGUACAUGCAAAGCCAAUUUCCCAGAUGAAGACAAACUACACCAUUUUCAGCUUGCAGUGUCUCCUGAUGAAGGUUACUACCAAAGUGGCAGGUUUCAGUUUGAAAUAGAUGUCCCUGAAGCUUAUAACAUGGUGCCUCCGAAAGUGAGAUGUCUGACCAGAAUAUGGCAUCCAAAUAUCACAGAGAAUGGGGAGAUCUGCUUGAGCCUAUUGCGCGAACAUUCUAUUGACGGCACAGGGUGGGCUCCUACCAGAACAUUAAAGGACGUGGUCUGGGGAUUGAACUCGUUGUUCACUGACUUGUUGAAUUUUGAUGACCCAUUGAACAUCGAUGCGGCAGAACAUCAUUUGAGAGACAAGGAGGAUUUUCGGAGCAAAGUUCAAGAUUACAUCAAGCACUACGCCAGAUGAUAGACGCAUCAGGCCGUACCAAGUUUGCUACCAAGCUGCUCUACCUUUGCCUCAAUUUAUCUCUGAAGUCCACACCGAAUUAGCAGCCGGCCGUCUUUAACGUGGCGCUCUGCUCACGUUCUCGCAGUAAACCACAACAGAAACAAACAUGGGAAACACACACAUUCGAGCAAGGACGCAAAGCAUUAUGCUUUAUUUUUUCGGAGGUCACGUUGGCGCGCUCACUCGUUGACGCUGCUGGCUCGACAGAGACAGACAGCCAACGUCCGGCGAGCAACCGGUCGCUAUUCGAGUCUGUCUUUUUUUGUUUUACAGUGAGUAGAGUAAUCAAAAGAAGGAUUAUAUAUGUGCGUUCUCCGUUCCAGUGCCUGCAGUGUUUGUGUUGGCAGAAAGGGGGGGUAAAUAAAUAAAUGCAUGCGAAUUGACAUGAUGUAAUCUGAACACAUUUACACACAUUUGUGGACACUUUACAUGCUACGCGUGACCUGCGCAGCCCCACAUGACAGCGUUUGAAUGAUCAGCACCAUAUCGUCCUAAUCUGUUGUUAUUCACAAUCACACGCUCACACACGCACGCAUACAUACACACACACACUUUGAUCACUUUUUUUUUUUUUUCUUUUUUUUUUUACACACCUUUAUGGGCAGAAUUGGAGACUUUCACCUAUUUUUUGUCAUCUUCCUUCCCUGUUUUCACGCAAUUUUUUUCCCCAUGUCUCACACAAAUGCACAAUGUACCACUGAGAAGAGGAUGUGAAGGUGUUUUCAUCCCUAUAACAGAAGUGUAGCCAGAGAGGAAAUGGUCUAAGUUAAUUUUGGUCAUUAACGGCAAUUAUUAUUUUUUUGUGUGUGUGUGAAAGCAGAAAGAGAAAUACUUGAGAAACAAUUACAGGGGGUCCUCGAUUUAUGACGUUCAAAAAUACAUAAGGGGCAUAAGAAUCUAGAAGUUUAUCGCUGUACUUACUAUUCAUUAGCCUAAUAGCAUGCCAAAGUCAUUUGUUAACGUUUUUGGAAAACAAAGCAAAAACAAAUCCAACAAACAACAACAGUCCAGUUGCCUCUUCAAUGUUUGCAGAGUGCCACGACCUGCAUGACUGACCAUCGACUAAACCACGGGAAAAAAAACAAAAACGUUUUUAGCAAACACAGUAUUGAUACUGCUAUUGAUAUUUUGACAGUCAGACUAUCAGGCUAAGGGUUAAUGGCCUGGAAGUGUUACAUACAAAUAUUCACUAUAACUGCGGUUUUACUACUGCGUUAGUUUAGGCUAGUGACUAACACGUUCAGACUUCUGCAGGAAUUUGGGUUACGCUGUAAGAAUGAAACUGUUGUAAACUGAGAAUCCCCUGUACUACUAACAAUUAUUUUUCUUUGCUUUUAUUUUGUCUGUGCUGAAAAGAAUCAACAUUGUCUGCGUAAUUUCUUGAAACUGUCCCAAAGUUUUGUUCCCAUAAGAAUGUUUGUGGCCACAAAAAAGUAUUAAACUAUUAUAUUGGAUUUAAA